UCCCAUUUUAUGUUUUGUAUUCGCUCGUAAACAAAUACACGUGUAUUAAAAUUAUUUAGGCUAUUAUAAAGCAUAUAUAUUUGAUUCUCGUCACGGCCAAACCCUGCCCAACCUUGCCCUGGAAACAACUUGCCCGAAGAUGAAGUCUGAGAAAUCUUUUCAAAGAUAUAAAACAACAAAAAUGGAAUUUGGAGGAACUCCUGGUGUAACUGCCCUGAUUUUCAUGCUACCCAUAAUUGUUUACACCAUCAACCUUGCCUGUGGUAAAGAAAGCUGUUCGAUUACAAGGUUGCCAAAGUUUCCUAGCUUUUCAUAUUUCUUUGAUAUGGAAGCCACUUGCAUCUUUUUUGGAUGGUUGGCAUUUCAAGUGGUUCUUAGUUUGCUUCCUGUUGGUCAAGUUAUUCCUGGACAGUUGCUGAAUUCUGGAAAAAGACUGAUGUAUAGAUGUAAUGCUUUUCAUGCCUUGUUGAUCAGCUCUGCAGCCUUUGGUUUGGCAGUCUACUGUGAUGUUCCACUGACCAUCGUUUACGACAAGUUCUACCAAAUACUAACAGCAGCCUUGGUGUACUCUGUGUUCCUGAGUAUAGCAUUAUACUUCAAAUCAACAUUAACUGCAGACUACAAUUUGGCACCUGGUGGAAACACAGGGAGCAUCAUUUAUGACUUCUUCGUGGGACAUGAAUUAAAUCCUCGAAUUGGAAGCUUAGAUUUGAAGAUUUUCUUCGAGUUGCGUCCAGGCUUGAUCGGGUGGAUUAUGCUGAAUUUCGUUUUUGUUCUGAAGGCGUAUCAAGACACUGGUACACUACCUCCAGCACUCGCUAUGGUUACAGCCUUUCAGACAUUGUAUAUAGCUGACAUUCUCUAUUUCGAGAGUCAUUUUCUAACAACGAUGGAUAUUAUGCAUGAUGGCUUUGGAUACAUGUUAGCAUUUGGCGACCUGGUGUGGGUACCUUUCUUGUACUGCCUGCAGACUCGCUAUUUACUGGAGCACCCCAGAGACUUAACGUGGUAUGCAAUGUGUGGCAUUGCUCUGCUUAACUUUGUAGGAUAUUACAUCUUUAGAUCUUCAAAUUCUGAAAAGAAUGAGUUCAGAAAGAAUCCACAUGAUCCUAAGUUUGAUAAUUACGAGACGAUUCCAACAGCCUCUGGCAAGAAGCUACUUGUGUCUGGUUGGUGGGGAAUGGUUAGAAAACCCAACUACCUGGGUGACCUGUGCAUGGCUCUGGCCUGGUCUUUGCCUUGUGGUCUGAAUGCUAUACCUUACUUUUAUCCAGUCUACUUUCUGAUUUUUUUGGUGCACCGAGAGAGACGAGAUAGUAUUGAAUGCUACAAGAAAUAUGGAUCCAGUUGGGAUCGCUAUUGUCAGCGUGUCAAAUACAAGAUCUUUCCUUACAUAUACUGAGUAUUCUGGGAGUGCCAUCCAAUUGACAUAAAGUAACACAUCUGAGGCAAAAUUCCCAAGUGUUCUACUGUGUUUCACAACUGCUCAAAUUAUUUUUCUUUCACAUAUUUAAUAGAAAACUCUGUGAUAUCAUACAUGUGGGAGAUUGAUUUAAUGACAGCUGAUUGGCUACUCCACAGUGAUGAUCUAAAUGCCAAAGCCACACCAUCCAAACAAAUUAACACUACUAAAUCUAAUUACUUUGUAAUAUAUAGGUUAUCUGUGCAAGCACAAAUUUAAUAUGUUGUAAGUGUACUGUAGUUAGAAAGAUAUCAAAAUGUUAUUUAAACCUUGUUUUUGAGAAUAUAUAACAAAUACUGUACUACAUUUGACUGUUAAUCCUUUAUCUUACAUCUUGUUUGAAAACUUGCUUUGACAUGUUAGAUACUUUUUGAAACAACUCAGAAGAUUAAUUAUUUAUUAAUAGCCACUUAUAUUAUAUUCUCUCCAACUUUGAAAUUACCACACGUUUUCUAACGACCCAAUGAUAAAAUAUUUUGCACUCAUUGUCAAAAUAUAUAUUGUAAAUCAAGAAAUGUUAGCGAGCAUAAAGUUUUAGCAAAUUUAGUGAGGGAUUACAAGACGCUAAAUAUUUUUUUUUACAACAGACUGUUCCAAAAAUCAUUUAAAGAAAAAAGAUAGAAACAUCAUUAGUUAGUUAGCCUGCACAUUACUGCAAUUUUUUACAAAAUGUAAGUUGUCUGUAAGCUGCAUAACGUCAAAAUUGAUCACUAGUAUUAUUUCAGCUGAUCCAAUAACUUAGGAUCUUUUGCUUUAGUUUGUGAUGUGAUGACCUCGCAAAAGUUUUAUGUCGCUAAUAUGUCACUUGUAUGGAAUUUGCACAAUUUUAAGACUGCUAAUAUUUUAUGAUUUACAUUACCUCUAAAACAGCUUGAUCUUCACUUUUUUCUCCUGAUUAUCGUGCAAACAUCCAGUUACAGUUCAAGCAUCCUGUCCUUGAGAGACAACUAAGCUAAAUUGGUUACUGGUUAGUUGUUGGUCACUAGUCAGUGAGACCCAUUAAAUCUGUGUUGAAGUGAUAUUAACUAAAAUAGGGUUACAGGUGGGCAGAUACCACCCAACACCCCUGGAAAAUAUGAAAAAUUGCUCAAGUGUUUAGUUUGUUGUAAAGUGACCUUUUUGUCUAGCUCCAGAAAACAAAAACAUUCUGUCAGUAGUAUAAAAAUCAGUUUUGAAAAAAAAAAAUUCUUAAAUGAAAUCCAACAAACAUGUCAUUUUAUAGUUCAAUAUUUUACUAAUUACUGUAAUAUUAUAAACAUGAAGUUUUUCAUGAUCUUCAAGAAAAUCUUUCCUUUGUCUUAUGGAAAUUUCUUUUAGUUUACCUCCCCCCUCCCCCCCUCCAAAUAUCUACACAUUUAUUAUCAGAGACAUAACCAUUUUUAAAAAUAUAAUAUUUAAUCAAAGUGGUUUUUUUGUCUUUAAAAUAAUUGUAAUAAGACAGAUUCCUGAUUUACUAUAUUUAUAUAUAUUACCAUCUGUUACAA
Molecule: messenger RNA, 2946 nt
Organism: Gigantopelta aegis
Lineage: Eukaryota; Metazoa; Mollusca; Gastropoda; Neomphalida; Peltospiridae
Product: delta(14)-sterol reductase LBR-like
Exons: 9
Coding region: 140-1402 (420 amino acids)
Biological process (GO): sterol biosynthetic process
Cellular component (GO): endoplasmic reticulum membrane; nuclear inner membrane
Molecular function (GO): oxidoreductase activity, acting on the CH-CH group of donors, NAD or NADP as acceptor
Source: RefSeq, a predicted model, not a curated record